GUUCGAAGAAAAAAAGGACGAAGCCUUGGAAAACUGUUGUUAUAAAUGGUAAGAGGAAAUAUAUAUUUGGAGAGAAUCUUGCUAAAGAUCAGUCAAAAGUCCGAGCUCCACAUCGGAUAAGUACCUCGCAAAUGGUUCGUGAAGAUCGGUCUACAUCUUCCACAAAUAUUUCCCUGACGGAGUCGGAGUGUCAUUCAGAUUCUCAACCACAAUUUUCAUGUGAUCAGUACGAUGAAAAUACAACGCCAGAAGUCGUUAUUGAUUGUCAACCUCCUCAUUCAUCGCUGGUGCAAAACACUGAAGCAAAUGUGGAAAUUGCCUAUGCUACUGAGCUUUCUAGGUUAGAGAUGGUAACUGUAGUAACCAAAUGCGCAUUUGUAUUGCCCGACUUUAACGUCGAAAGUAAACGAAUAAAGGAAAUGAACUUCAUUGUGGUACACAGAAGUGUCUGGCUGCUACUACCUACCAAUCAGUAUGAUUGGCUAUACAGCUGUUCAUGCUCACCUAGAAGGAGUCAACUGCUCUCUGGAUUGUCAAAGUUAUUACAGCAGGAACCAUCCCAUCUCCGUAAUUCAGUGUGUAUUCACAUAAAAGCAAUAUGUCACUUACUUCUGGAUUAUGACUCACAACAUGGAAUUACUCCAGAAGAACAAGAAAAAGAAAGUUCAAUGAAUGACCAUACAUAUAAGUAUGAUGUUAUAAAGCCAUUAAACGUCGCUCUUUCCAAAAUGGACCAGAAUCUGUUCUCCCGGAAGUUAUGGACGAUGAAGGAAAGAUGUUUUUAGCUCUUUUCCCCCUUUUCCGGCCCUAAAUGAUGAACCAUGUCAGUUAUGUGGGAAUAAU
Messenger RNA from Dendronephthya gigantea, 843 nucleotides. RefSeq lists its product as uncharacterized. The record is from RefSeq and is a predicted model, not a curated record. NCBI's taxonomy places the organism in Eukaryota, Metazoa, Cnidaria, Anthozoa, Malacalcyonacea, Nephtheidae. The transcript has 4 exons. The coding region runs from base 132 to 785 and encodes 217 amino acids.